AAUGGAGGAAUCUGUCCGAUCAAAAUACGCUGUAUUGAUGAGUACUUUACCAGUAGCAGUUCGAACCCCAUAUAGUCCCCAACAACUCGCCAUUGAUGAGUGUCCAGUUCUCUUUAACUCGGUGCUGAGUACAUAAAUGCCCUCUAUAAAUAAUGUAUUACGCGAGUGGAUCUUAUUUGUUUUAGUUUCUUUAUGUUGUUAAAUUGAGAAGAAGUAAGUCAGAGACACAAUAAAGGGCGCACGAGACUUCUGAUACGUAAAACGUGAGAAAAACCCCCCGACUGUAAUGAAGACUCGCCAAAUGUUGUAACGAAGAGUUGUGGUAGGGCAACAGUAUGUUGGAGCUAGAAGUUUUUCCUGAACAAUCACUCAGCGCAGAAAGAUGGGAGUUUGUACUAGGGAUGCACUUCAGCCAGGCUGUGGCAAUAAUACAACAUCAAGUUGGUACCAUUCGGGGACAAGUCCUCUACAGCGACACCACCUCGCUGGAGACUGAUCUCAUCCUCAAUUUAUCUCAAGAUGGUAUUCAGUUAUAUUUUGAUCCAGUGUGUCAGCGGUUGAAGGUGAUUGAAGUUUAUAACAUGAAGGCUGUAAAAUUGAAGUACUGUGGAAUGCCUUUCAACUCGCCGGAAGUUAUUCCGAGCAUUGAGCAGAUUGACCAUUCAUUUGGAGCCACUCACCCUGGUAUUUAUGACUGGGAGAGACAGAUUCUUGCAAUCAACUUCCCAGGCCUCUCAUUUUUCUUUUCAGUUGACCAGAAAUACCAGCCGUGCCUAAACAAAGGGUUAGGCUCCCUGCAGUUCCCCAGUGGAGCGUCGCCAAUAGUGUCAAAGAUGCUUAUAUAUAAUGGUAGCAACCCUAAUGACACCAGAGCACCACCUCUUCCUUCAUCAUGUAUUCACAGUCUUGUGCAUUUGGAGUCUUUGUUGGUACUUAGAGAUAUGGGCAGAACAAAAGGCUUAAGACUGAAUCUGUUUACUGAUGAUGGGAGAUCUCGGCAUCAUGAAUCAAGACAAACUUUUACUCAGACUAUUUAUUUUGGAGCAUCAUGUCAGGAAGUAGCAGUUGCAUUAGGAGCCCCUUCUCGGAUAUUCUACAAGUCAGAAGAUAAAAUGAAAAUCCACAACGCACAUGCAAGAAAAGCUACCACGCGAUCUGACUUUUUCUUCAAUUAUUUUACCCUUGGAUUGGAUAUCCUCUUUGAUGCCAAAACUCAGCGUGCCAAGAAGUUCGUGCUUCAUACAAAUUUCCCAGGGCAUUACAAUUUUAAUAUGUACCACAGAUGUGAGUUUGAAUUACCUUUGACUGUCCCUCGUCAACCAGAAGACACAACGCAGCUUAUAGAUCUACCAUCUACUAUAACAGUGCAGAGUGUGACACUGUGGGACACACUUGGAUCUCGUAUCAAACCCCGUGGACGCCCUGUGGUUCUUCAUAGGUCAUCCUCAACAAAUACAUCAAACCCCUUUGGCUCAACAUUUUGCCAUGCAUAUCAAGAUAUAAUAUUUGAAGUUAUGGCAAAUGGACAUAUAGCUUCAGUAACGUUAUAUGAAAGUGAAGAGGCGGCAUAGUACUGGAUUUAAGUGAGAUGUCGAAGUGAUAAAACUUAGUGGUAGAGAAUCACAGACAAUUAUUAAUACAAUAUUGUAUGAGAAUUUGGUUUGCUUUAACCCUUUUCCCUUCCCAACAUUAUCUUAGAAAAUGCAACCACUGUAUUUGCGCAAAUCAUUGUUAUGAUUGAUGUCAUUUGUAUCAGUGAUCUUAAUAAUCAUAGUUCCUUAUACAUACUAAUGAUAUCUAUACGCAUAGUAGUGGUCAAGUUUCAUUGGCAAUGUGUACUUCCUCCAUUUUAAGGCAAGGACAAAUUCAAUAAAUUAAGGAUACCAAAAAAUACAGAAAAAAAUCUAUAUAUACAAUAUCUACAUUUUAUAUAUAUAAUCUUCAUGCUUGUAGGAGUGAUACCACUAAGAGUUUGUUUUGUGGAUGAUGUUCAAUGUGCUAACAUAGAAAGAAAAUACAAAACUCAAAAAAGAAAAAAAAAGGGUUAAUGCACAGCGCUGUUUGCCAGAGCAAUACAAGAGGCUUUUAUUAUUCAAUAUUGUAUUCAGUGAUAGGUAUAUAAAAGUUGCAAACUUUUGUUCAUCUUGCAUAAAUACAAAUAUGUUUUUAAGUUAUGGUUGUGUAAACUCUAGUUUGGUUCUGUUUAUAAUGUAAAGAGGAGCAACAUGGAAAGACUUGCAAACUUUAGUUAUUGUAUUACUGUACUUCUGUAUUACUGUAUGUCUUAAGUUAAAAAUCAGUUUUGCACAUUAUCUUCCUAACUAAUGUGGAGAAAUUUCUUUUUCAUAGCAGAAAAAUAUAAGGUACUGUAUUUUGAUACCAUACAGUAUUUGAUAAAUAAUAUUAAUACUGUAUAUUUAUAUAUAUAUCAUAUAUAUCUAUAUAUAUCCAUAUACUGUAUAUGACUAUACGUAUAUAUAUAUCUAUAUAUAUAAUCACAAUUUAUCUGACCACAGUUGUUGUGUUCAGAAAGGUAGUGCACGAGUGUACUAGUGUGUGUGUGUGCAUAUGCACGCGUGUGCAAGGAGAAUGUGAACCUCAUUUGAAGACAGUGAUGACUAUAGAAAAAAUUAACAUUUCUAAAGUCAUGGAUACGCUUCUUCUGUACCAUGACAGUUUUGAUUUCCAUAUUUAAUUAGAUUGUGAAUUUUGUAUUCUAUGGAAGCUUACUAGGUCUGCAUAACCAUUGUGAGCUGUUCAUAUAAACUUCUAAUAAUAUUAAAGUGUUUUUACAUGAAACUUA
Molecule: messenger RNA, 2803 nt
Organism: Macrobrachium nipponense
Lineage: Eukaryota; Metazoa; Arthropoda; Malacostraca; Decapoda; Palaemonidae
Product: PHAF1 protein CG7083-like
Biological process (GO): Golgi to plasma membrane protein transport
Cellular component (GO): trans-Golgi network
Source: RefSeq, a predicted model, not a curated record